CUUCCUCUUGCCCGCGCCUCCUCUCUUUUGUUUCUCCUCCCCUCCCCAUUUGCCAUCCACCCCAUCCGCCGGGAGACGCCAUCCUCCUCCGUUUGUUCCUCCCCUUGCCUCGCUGCCCCUGGUGUCCGCUCGCGCCCCCACCCCGGGACGCGCCGACUCCCGCCGCCGUAGCCCACCAUGGAGCUGCAGGAGCUCAUCCCCCAGUCGCAGAUUCGCUGCUCCCUCACGCAUGCCUUCGGCCGGCCGCCGCAGCGUGACUCAACUCUCCUCUUUCACCCGCACACCUUCUGGGUCUAUCGGUCAGACACCGAUGUGGAAGUGUACUCCUACAAACUUGUGAGUUCGCUGCAUGUGGCGCGCCUGCCCCGCACCCCGGCGUCCAAGCGCUCGGCCGAUCCCCCGGCCCCGGCCCCGGGAACACAAGUCCCCGCCGUGGAGAAGCUCUUUGUCUACUUUAAGACAUUCCACACGUUGGCUGUGGUGCCGCUGCUCCCCGGCGACAUGGCCCUCAUCGUGCGGACCCUCUCAACCAUGAGUGCGAUCGCUGUUCCCCGGCUCCUGCCUGCUUUUGACUUCCGGAUCGAGUCGAUCCUCCUGCCGACCGACAUUGCCGAGCUCUCGAAUGUUGAGCCCUUGACCUCCGGCCCCAGCAUGGCCCCUCUGGACCAGAGCUUCAAUCCCUUCGCCACGCCUUCCAGUUCGACCGCCUCGCUGUUGGCCGGCGGGGCCCCCUCCUCCCCCUCCUCGUCUUCCUCCUCCUCGUUGGCCACCUCCGCCGGGCGGCCAUUGUCCUCGUUGGCCGACUGGUGUGGCUUUGGGUCCGGGCUUGGACGUCCGAUUAUCCCCCUGUCCGCCGAGACCUCGCCCUCUAUCCUGUCCGGGGAGGCAUGGUGUGCGGCAUUGCUCCGGCGUUGGGGCGUGUCAGCCCGGUCGCUGGAGAUCACCUCGCAGAACUACGACUUCUCCGUGUGCAAAUCCUACCCCCGGUCCUUCAUCACCCCGGGCGGGUUGAAGUGCGACCUGCGCACCAUCGCUUCCCUCUGUACCGGCGGGCGAUUGCCGAUUUUGGCGUACUUCCGGCCGGAUCGGCCGAUGCCCACGCCCGGCGGCGGCGGACACCCCGCUGCCGCUGCCGCCGCCGCCACCGCCGCCGCCGCCACCACCACCACCACCGCCGGGCCCACCACCGGCAUCGCUGUCUAUCGCUCGGGCAUGUUUUUGCGCAAUGCUCGGUGCCUUACCAUCGACGUGUUUUUCCGCGAACUGGGCCGUGCUCUUGGAACUGAGGACGCCCUUUCGGUGAUCGUGGACCCCCGGUCACCCAACAAUGCCGGCGGUUUCUACGCCAAUGCCGCGACACAUGGCGGCCCGGAGCGCAACUUUCACAUUUUCUUCGCCGGCCUGGAAACCUCGCAGGGGCUGCGGCCGGUCUUUGCGCGGAUGCUCGGUGCUCUCAAUGGCCCUGACAAGGGAAUGGCCGCCUUCCAUACGGACAUCCUGCCCUGGUUGACGCAGGUUCAGAAUGUCCUGGCUUCGGUGCGCCGGCUGUCGGACUUCAUCCUGACCGGCAGCCUGGGUGCCUUGUUGGAUACGCGCAUCCCUUCCAGCGGGUCUGCCCUGCCUGCGACCGGCGGGGCCGCCCCCGGCCAGCGCUUCCUCCUGGUGCAAGACGCCGAUGAUGGGUCGGAUCUGGCUUCAUUGUUGGUGUCCCUGGUGAAGGUCAUUGUGGAUCCGCACUACCGGACCCUGGGCGGCCUGCGAGACUUGAUCGAUGAGGAUUGGUGUUCCUUCGGGUUCCGGUUCUCGGACCGCUGCGGCCAGCUGCCGGCCGCCGGGCAGACGGACAUCUACGCCGUCGGCGCCGGGUCUGUGCCGGCCGCCGCGCCGGCCGCCAGCGGGGGAGCCACCGACGUGCAUGAGACCCUCGGCGCGGUGCCCCCCUCGCCGAUCCUGGUCCUCUUCGUAGAGUGCCUGCUGCGCGUGAUGUCUGAGCUGCCACGCUCCUUCGAGUACAAUGAGCUGGCUGUUCUGUCGCUCUUCGAUGCCAUGCACUCAUGUCAGUUCGGCAAUUUCAUUCUCAACAACGAGUUCUCCCGGUCCCGCGCCAACGCCACUCCCAGUCUGCAGGGUCUCCCCUCGGGCGGGGUUGGCAUCGGCUCGCUGAGUUCCGGCUCGGUGGGAUCUUUCUCGGCGGCUGGGCUUCACUUUGCCUCUUCACACGCCAGCCCAUCGGCCCGGUCGGUCAGCAUCCAUUCAUCGGAGCCCGCCCUGCCGGUGGUGGACAACGAGCUUCGGGUGCUGGAGGCUGUGCAGACUCCCAGCUUCUGGACCUACUAUCGGGCCCCCUCCAGCCAGCGACGCUUCACCAAUCGCUUCUACUCGGGGAAGAUCCACCCCGGCCCGCUGCCGGUUUUCCCCGUCUCCCGGGACAUCGGAUCCAUCCUGAUGGGCUUCUACAGCCCGUCAUGGUCACGGCAUGCCGGGGGGACAAUCGCCCGGCUGGCAGGCAUCCGGCCACUGGCCCUGGCCUCGGUCGGCCAACCGACCGUCAUCCGUUCGGACCUUCGUGCACACCAGGACUUCUCUCCCGGCGUGGAUAGUCGUUACUCGCAGCUGGGCGCGCGCCUGCAAGAGCUCCGGAAGCAAAUCAGCGAGCUGAAGGCCCAGCAGGCAGCCACCCUUGAUCCGCCGGCAUUAGAGGGGGAUGGCGCUGAGGUUGCCUAGCAGUUGGUCACUGGCCAUCUUGUCCUUUUGCCCCCGUGUCUCCCCCGCUCCCCUGGUCUCUCCUGUCUCCCAUCCCGUCCUCGCCCUGUCUUUUUUUGUUCGCCUGUUUGUCUCCCCUUUUCAAGGUCACCAUUCCCCGAGUUUUGAGGGAUGGCCUUGGGUCGGGGCCGAGUUGGGGCGGCCGCGAAACGCGCGCACACGCAAAAGUGUGCACGCGUGUUCGCACACAGAAUGUGCCUGCGCCAGAGCAAUAUACCAUCCGUUGGCA
Fonticula alba is the source of this 2992-nucleotide messenger RNA. RefSeq lists its product as hypothetical. The transcript is spliced from 6 exons. Lineage: Eukaryota; Rotosphaerida; Fonticulaceae. The record is from RefSeq and is a predicted model, not a curated record. The coding region runs from base 178 to 2724 and encodes 848 amino acids.